Molecule: messenger RNA, 1883 nt
Organism: Neurospora tetraspora
Lineage: Eukaryota; Fungi; Ascomycota; Sordariomycetes; Sordariales; Sordariaceae
Product: acyltransferase family-domain-containing protein
Exons: 3
Coding region: 339-1784 (481 amino acids)
Biological process (GO): polysaccharide biosynthetic process
Cellular component (GO): membrane
Molecular function (GO): acyltransferase activity, transferring groups other than amino-acyl groups
Source: RefSeq, a predicted model, not a curated record
UUUCUUCUAGCUCCGCCCGGCCGCGUGUACCUCGAUCCGGCCGCGUGUACCAGAUCCGCAUCUUUUUUAUGCUUUGCCGGUCCCGCCUCUCCGGUCAACCACUCCCGACUUCUACUUUUCCGUCUCACCUCUUUUAAUAUUUUGUCUCGCCUCACGUUUUGCUGGUUCGGCCGACGGCAUCGGACACAAAACCAAGGAAUCAGAGACAAGCUUGACGCCGCUGUCUUGUGCUUCCGAACCUAUACCGGAGCUGGUCACCAACAUCGUCCUAGCUUCCAAACACCCCCCCUUAAUACUAUUACAAUUAGCUAUUGCGUCUCUGACGUUCAUCCCGCAAGAUGAGCGCUCAGAGCAAAAAGAACAUCAAAUGGGUCGAGGGCCUCCGUGGCAUCACCUCCGCCCUCGUUAUCUCGACACAUCUUGCCCGAGCCCUGGACUUCCCACUCUUCUGGCCUGCCGAUGUUAAGGACGGCACCCCGAGGUGGCUACAAGUUCCAUACCUCCGAAUCCCCUGGCAGGGCCGUCUCGGCGUUCCCAUCUUCGCCUUCCUCACCGGCUUCGUCUGCGCCGCCAAGCCCUUGAAGCUCGCAUACCAACAAGGGAACCACUCGGCUUCCCUCAAGACCGUCGCCCGAUCCGCCUUCCGACGACCCCCCAGGCUGAUGCUCCCGGCCGUCAUCGCCACCCUCAUCAGCUUCGUGCUCUCCAUCUUGGGCGCCUACACGGCCUCCAACCGUUGCGACAGCUUUUGGGUCCGCUUCGACGCCCCCGAUCCCGUACCUCUCGGCGAGAACUUUCGCAGGCUGUUUAGAGCCCUGCUUGAUACUUGGACCACCACCGAGAAUGUUUACGACAGACAUCAGUGGGCUAUGCGCCCCUUGCUGAUUGGAGCCUUCCAGGUCUACAUUGUCCUCGCCGCCACCAUUGGCAUGCGCUUCCGCUACCGCAUCCUCGUUCACGUCCUCUUGGUCGCCUACUGGUUGUUGAACACCGGACCCUUGACUGAAACCUUCGGCGCCAACCUCGCCCUCGGCACCCUUCUCGCCGAGCUCUCCCAGCACCGUCCCACCCAAAACUUUAUCGCCAAGUACCAGCGCAUCCUCUCCUACGUCAUCGUGCCCAUUCUCCUCCUCAUCGGCGGCUACGUCGGUUCCUAUCCGCACGAGCACGAGGACUGGGCGCCCUGGUCUCUGCGCCUCCACAAGUUCCUCGUCGAUCCUGCCGGUGACGGCUCUCGCGGCUCGUUCAUUGUUCCUAAGGGGUCCAAUGCCGGUCGUCGCGCCAGCGCGUUCAUGAUUCAAUGCGUCGCCGUCUCCAUCUUCUUGUCUCCUAGCUUGCAGAACCUCCUCUCGCACCGCUUGCUCCUCUGGCUCGGCCACCACUCCUUCGCCGUCUACCUCACCCACGGCACCAUUCUUAGGACCUUGGGCAUGUGGAUCGUCUACGGUAUCUCCGGCCAGCCUUGGGAGGAUCCGGGAAAGAACGAGGAUGGCUCGCCCAAGGAACCCAACUGGUUGCACCCCAAGUCCAGGGGCCACAAGAUGGCGAGUAUUGUCAUUUUCACGACCGCCACGUACAUUGCUGCGUGGGCGUGGAUGAAGUGGGUUGAUACCGCGUGCGCCAGGGCGACGCAGUGGUUGGAGAAGAAGGUGUUUGAUGAUGAUGAGGGGACCGAGGGAGGCAAGGCCGGUCUGGCGGAGAAGGGAUAUGCGAACGGAGGAGCGAGUAGGGAGCAUGCGCAGCCUUUGUUGAAUGGCGGAGAGGCGAGGGUGCCUCCUCCCUAAGUCAUUGAGGAUAUGGUUCGAAUUUUAGAUGAGGAUGCAUUCGUCUGCAAAGCGGGAGGAUGUCGAAGGCAUAUUCUGGAUAUUGUACAGCAUUGAUGC